Molecule: messenger RNA, 1953 nt
Organism: Salvelinus namaycush (lake trout)
Lineage: Eukaryota; Metazoa; Chordata; Actinopteri; Salmoniformes; Salmonidae
Product: calsyntenin-2-like
Exons: 13
Coding region: 1-1953 (650 amino acids)
Biological process (GO): positive regulation of synaptic transmission; positive regulation of synapse assembly
Cellular component (GO): postsynaptic membrane; cell surface
Molecular function (GO): calcium ion binding; kinesin binding; amyloid-beta binding
Source: RefSeq, a predicted model, not a curated record
AUGGACUGGGACAAAAGAGUGGACUAUGAGCCAGGCACAGGCAGCAAGCAGCUGUUUCCCAAGAUGAAUCUGGAGACGUGUGGAGGGCUUCUCUCCUCAGUGAGGACCACGGUAGAGCUACAGACCAGCCAUAUUGGGAAGGGCUGCGACCGGGAGACAUACUCUGAGAAGUCCCUGCAGAAACUCUGUGGGGCCUCGUCGGGCAGCACAGACCUUCUCCCCGCCCCCAGCGUCUCCACCAAUUGGACGGCGUCCCUGGUGACGGACAGUGAGCGAGACAGCGACCUCAUCUUCCGGUUUGACGGGCGGCAAGCGGCGAAGAUUCCGGACCAGGUGGUACCACAGAACCUGACUGAUCAGUUCACCGUCGCCACGUGGAUGAAGCAUGGACCCAAUCCUGGACUGAGGGCGGAGAAAGAGACCCUGCUCUGCAACUCUGAUAAAACAGAGAUGAACAGACACCACUACUCCCUUUACGUCCAUAACUGUCGUCUGGUCUUCCUGCUCCGGAGAGACUUCAUCCAGGUGGACACCUUCAGACCUGCAGAGUUCCACUGGAAACUGGAUCAGAUCUGUGAUAAGGAGUGGCACUAUUACGUCAUUAACGUGGAGUUUCCUGUGGUGACACUCUACGUGGACGGAGUGACCUACGACCCUUACCUGGUGACAGACGAUUGGCCGAUCCACCCCUCUCAGAUUGAUGUACAGCUCACUGUGGGCGCCUGCUGGCAAGGUGGUGAGGUUACGAAGCCGCGGUUCACACAGUACUUCCGGGGCAGUCUGUCAGGGCUGACCAUCAGGCCAGGGAAGAUAGAGAGCCAGAAAGUCAUCUCCUGUCUACAGGCCUGUAAGGAAGGACUGGACAUCAACUCACUGGAGAGCCUGGGCAAGGGCAUCAAGUCUGUCACAGUUCGGUGUUUUGGGGAGGACACGUGUAUCUCCAUCCCGGACAUCGAUGCAGUGGUGAUGGUGCUGCAGCCCAGUGAACCCAGGAUCACCAUAGCUGGGGUGGACAGACUGACCAGGCCAGCAGCUGACCUCAGAGGACCAGCAGGACUCACUCUGUUCCAGGACCUUCACAUCAUCAGUACUGUCACCAAGGGAGACACAGCCUCACACCAUACAGCGGGCAGGCCGGGGGUCCAGGAGGAGAUCCUUCAUAACCUGGACUACUGUGACAUCCUGGUGCUGGGGGAGGAGCUGAGGCCGGAGCAGGAGAGUCUCCAGCUGCAGCGUAGCACCCUGCUGGGGAAACACCUGGACGCCACCAACUCCACCUCCGGCAUGUCUAUAUACGGUGUGGACUCCAUGUCCAACUAUGAGCAGGUGAUCAGGCAGGUGCAUUACUACAACUGGCACCCCACCCAGACCCCAGACAGGAAGUUCCGUCUCACCUGCUCUGAGCUAAACGGACGCUACACCAGCAAUGAGUUCACCCUGGAGAUCAGUGUACUCCACAAAUCAGAGGCUGGGGAGCAUGUCAAUCAAAUGGUAGCCCCGUCCCAGUACAUGCAAGUCGUUCCUCAUCUGGCCAUGGUCCACAGUCUAUACCCCACACACGGUCCAGGAGUCCCCAGUGCUGCCACAGUGGUGAUAGUGAUCUGUAUCGCCGCCCUGGUGGUGGUGGUUGUGCUAGGCAUCUACCGUAUUCACCUGACACACCAACAGGAGGGCAGGAGCUCAGACACAACCAAAGAGCGAGAGCUGGACUGGGACGACUCAGCGCUCAAAAUCACAGUCAAUCCUAUGGAGAGCUUCCAGGAGCCCCAGGGAGCUGAGGAAGAGGCCAGCGAGGAGGACGAGGAAGAGGAUGAUGAAGAGGAAGACGAUGACAUCACCAGCGCCGAGUCAAACGACAGCGAGGAGGAGGAGGAGGUCCCAGGAGCUCUCAGUGUAAAACAGGGCAGCAAGAGGGGCCAGCUGGACUGGGACAACUCUACAUUAACCUACUGA